Chelonia mydas (Green sea turtle) is the source of this 3118-nucleotide messenger RNA. RefSeq lists its product as uncharacterized. Gene Ontology annotation, cellular component: nucleoplasm; membrane; cytosol. The transcript is spliced from 12 exons. Bases 101 to 2857 code for a protein of 918 amino acids. Gene Ontology annotation, molecular function: 2'-5'-oligoadenylate synthetase activity; double-stranded RNA binding. Gene Ontology annotation, biological process: regulation of ribonuclease activity; negative regulation of viral genome replication; defense response to virus. Lineage: Eukaryota; Metazoa; Chordata; Testudines; Cheloniidae. The record is from RefSeq and is a predicted model, not a curated record.
AACACUGCCUUCCCCACUGCCCCUGCUGUAGACAUCGACUGCAGCCCAGGCUCCCCCAAGGGGCUCUAAAGCAGCGUGGGCCCAGGAUAGGCCUGCUCCGAUGGCUCUGGAUCUUUACCAGAUGCCUGCUCGGAAGCUGGAUAAGUUCAUUUUCGACACACUGCAGCCCGACCACACGUUCCUGCGCCAGGCUCGCCAAGCCAUCGACACGAUCUGUGAGUUCCUGAAAACAAACUGCUUCGCCGACUGCCCCCGGCCCUGCAUCAAGGUGCUGAAGGUUGUGAAGGGAGGCUCCCUGGGCAAAGGCACGUCACUGAAAGGUGGUUCCGAUGCCGACCUCGUGGUGUUCCUCAGCUGCUUCAAAGGGUACAGCGAUCAGGAGACGAACCGGGCAGCGAUCAUCAAGGAGAUCAAGAGGAUGCUGGAGAAGUGCCAGCAGCAGAAGCACUUUGAGGUGUCAAUUAAGCAGUCCCGGUGGCCGAACCCCCGUGUGCUGAGCUUCAUGAUGAGUUCCAAGACGCUCGAUGAAUCCAUAGAGUUUGACGUGCUGCCAGCCUACAACGCCCUGUCCUCGGGUGCCAAGCCUGACUCCCAGGUGUACAAGGAGCUGAUCCACAGCUACUCCCGGGGGGGCGAGUUCUCUACCUGCUUCACUGAGCUGCAGCGGGAUUUCGUGGUGGAUCGCCGCACCAAAGUGAAAAGCCUGAUCCGCCUGGUGAAAUACUGGUACAAGCAGCACAUCCGUCCAUACAAAGAGUACCUGGAAGCGGGGGAGUCCCUGCCCCCCCAGUAUGCGCUGGAGCUCCUGUCUAUCUACGCCUGGGAGCAGGGCAGCAGGGAUCGAGCCUUCGACAUGGCCGAGGGCUUCCGGACGGUGCUGGAGCUGAUCCGGCAAUACAAGAAGCUCUGUGUCUAUUGGACCAUCAACUACAACUUUGCGGACGAGCUCCUGGAACGAUUCUUGCACCGUCAGCUCCAGAAAGACAGGCCCAUCAUCCUGGACCCGGCGGAUCCAACGGGGAUUGUGGGGGAGGGGAGCCGCUGGGACCUGGUGGCACAGGAGGCUGAGUUCUGCUGUGGCCAGCAAUGCUGCAUGGACCUCGACGGCGAUCCUGUGCAGCCCUGGGACGUGCCGCCUGAGCAAACCCUCGAAGGGAGCAGGGGCUUUGAGAUCCACACCGGAGCACAAGAAUAUCCGGACUCAGCACCUCAGCCUGGGCCAGCCUGCACCUGCACCAAUAACCAAGCCAUGGCCAACCAGCAGCCAUCCUUCUGCACCAUCCUCCCUGGAUCUGCGCGUUCACCCUGCCAGGGCUACGCAUGCCGAGCAGCAGACAGGACAGCUGAGCCCAGCACAAGAGCAGUUCUGGGAAGGCAGCCAGAGAUUCCAGUUUACAACCAGGAAGCAGGGCAUAGGGCAGUCUCCAAAGCAUUCCUGGGCAGGCAGCAGCCUGGGAGAAACGAAACUGAUCAGAGAGCUGAGGAAGUGAAAGGAGGCGAGGCCUCUAUGCAGCAACCAACCCUCUGCAUCUGCUGUUCCCCUCCCUGCCCAGGGCCUGUUGCAGUCAGAAGGAGCAAGAGACGGUCCCUCUCUGCCAGGGGCACACACAGGCUAGUCCCGUCCUCGGCAGCCCCUGUUGUUCGCCUCCUCAUGGAGCUCAACCAGAGCAUGGGGCUCUACCAGGUGCCAGCUGAGGAACUCGAUACAUUCAUCACCAACGACCUGCAGCCCAACCAAGUUUUCAAGAUGCAGAUCAGCACAGCCAUUCACACAAUCUUCCUGUUUCUGACCCAAAACUGCUUCAGAAACUCUGGCUCUACCAUGCGGGUGCUGAAGGUGGUUAAGGCCGGCUCGUCAGGGAAGGGCACGGCCCUGAAAGACGUCUCCGAUGUGGACCUCGUUGUGUUUGUCAGCAAGAUUACAGAUUUCCGGUCCCUGAAAGCAGAACGGAAAAAAAUCAUUACUGAAAUCCAGACAAGGCUGGAGGAAUGCAGAGGGUCCCUGGGAAAACACCUAGUGCUGAGCAUUAAGAAAACAAAGUGGGAGAACCCCCGUGUGCUCACUUUUACCCUAACAUCUAAUACCAUGGGGGAGCAUAUUGAUUUUGAUGUGCUGCCGGCUUUCGACGCCCUAGGCCAGCUGUACAGAGGCUAUAAACCCGACCCCGCGGUGUACCUCAGGCUGACAGAGAGCAAUCCCGAAGGGAGCGAGUUCUCCCCCUGCUUCACCGAGCUGCAGAGGAAUUUCGUCAUGGCUCUCCCCACCAAACUGAAGAGUCUGAUCCGCCUGGUGAAACACUGGUACAAACAGUAUGUCCUUCCCCACAAAAAGAAGCUGGGGUGGAAAGAGUCCCUGCCCCCCCAGUACGCGCUGGAGCUCCUGUGUGUCUAUGCCUGGGAGAGAGGGGGCAGGGGUCCAGCCUUCAACAUGGCCGAGGGCUUCCGGACGGUGCUGGAGCUGAUCCGGCAGCAUGCCCAGCUCUGUGUCUAUUGGACCAUCAACUACGGCUUUGAGAAUGAAACCCUGGAAUGGUACCUGAAGUCUCAGCUCUAUAAAUCCAGGCCCAUCAUCCUGGACCCGGCAGAUCCAACGGGGAUCGUGGGGCACGGGAGCCGCUGGGACCUGGUUGCAGAGGAGGCUGAGCGCUGCUGUGCCCAGAAAUGCUGCUGGAAGCGCAAUGGAUCUGCAGUUCAGCCCUGGAAUGUGCCGUUGCAGCAGACGUGGAGAGCAGCUGAAGGAGAUGAUUUUGAUCUGCAGUCUCGGACUACGGACAAAGAAUACCCCAUCACUGAGAACCAGAUGUUUGCAAAUGGUAGCCAUGCUGCAGAGGAGGAAUCCUACUGCACGCUCCUCUGACAGCUGCCUCUCAGCCCCCAACCCUGUCAGGAGCCCUCCCUGGGGCAGGGCAGGCAUUACUGGAGGGGUCUCUCCCUGCUCUGCAACUUCCUCCUUUCAGAAAAUGGCCCCUGGGGGCCGGUUGAGGACUAGCUCUGACGGGACGGGACCAAUCGGCUUGUGCUCUGUGCUCCCCCAGCUCCCUUCCCCCUCCCUGCUCUCUCUCCUUUCUUGUAUUUUUAUUGUUCUCUUAAUCAGAAAUAAAGGUCACUUGAUGGGAAA